AUGGAAGCAAUCUACGACCGGCUGGCGAAACGGGCUCUAGACCUGUACGAACACAAACAGCGUCGGGUGAUCAUCACGCUCGUAGGAAUCCCCGGCUCGGGCAAAACCACCUCAGCCCAAAAAAUCGCCGACAAAAUCAACACCAUCACACACAAGCCCGAUCUCAGUAUAGUCGUACCCAUGGACGGGUUUCAUUACACUCGAAAGGAGCUGGAUGCAAUGGAUGAUCCUGCCGAGGCUCACCGAAGACGGGGAGCGCCAUUCACGUUCAACGCCCAGGCCUUGGUAGAUCUUAUUGCCGAUUUGCAUACUGAGAAGCCCGGCGUUGAGGUGCCGUCUUUCGACCAUGCGAAAAAGGACCCAGGUCCCGGCUUCGUGGUCCAUUCGGAAAACAAGAUUCUCAUUGUCGAGGGGCUCUAUCUUCAACUCAACUACGAGCCCUGGAGCAAGAUCAACCAGUUCGUUGACGAGCGGUGGAGAAUCGACAUUGAUUUCGACAAGGCGAGGCAAAGAGUGGGAAAGAGACACGUGGGAGCCGGUCUAGCAGACAAUCUCGACCAGGGACUGGAAAGAUUCGAUAUGAAUGACGGACCCAACGGAAAGCACCUCUUGGAGAAGAGUGUGAAGCCAGAGGUGGUUGUGGACAGUAUUGAUGAGAGCUCUGCUUGGGCUGAUUGUGGUGGAGAGUGUUAA
Messenger RNA from Yarrowia lipolytica CLIB122, 693 nucleotides. RefSeq lists its product as uncharacterized. NCBI's taxonomy places the organism in Eukaryota, Fungi, Ascomycota, Dipodascomycetes, Dipodascales. Gene Ontology annotation, cellular component: cytoplasm. The record is from RefSeq and is a predicted model, not a curated record. Gene Ontology annotation, molecular function: ATP binding; kinase activity.